Molecule: messenger RNA, 1339 nt
Organism: Prunus mume (Japanese apricot)
Lineage: Eukaryota; Viridiplantae; Streptophyta; Magnoliopsida; Rosales; Rosaceae
Source: RefSeq, a predicted model, not a curated record
UGUUGAGCAUCCACUUUUGUUCCUUUUGUCAUAUAUAAAUUGAACAAGCAAGCAGUAAAUACUUGAUUUGAUUCAAAUAUGGGACCAGAGUCUGAAUCUGUUUGUGUGACGGGCGCUUCGGGUUUCAUCGGCUCAUGGCUCAUCAUGAGACUCUUAGAGCGCGGUUACACUGUUCGAGCCACCGUGAGGGAUCCUGCGAAUCAGAAGAAGGUGAAGCAUCUGCUGGACUUGCCAAAGGCCGAGACGCACUUGACGCUGUGGAAGGCUGACCUGGCCGACGAGGGAAGCUUUGAUGAAGCCAUUCAAGGCUGCACCGGAGUGUUCCAUGUCGCCACUCCUAUGGAUUUUGAGUCCAAAGACCCCGAGAACGAAGUGAUCAAGCCAACAAUAAAUGGGGUGCUAGACAUCCUCAAGGCAUGCCUCAAGGCAAAAACAGUUCGAAGGCUGGUGUUUACAUCCUCCAUUUUUAUCUAUUUUUUUCCCAUGUCUUUUCAUUUUUGCAUUUUGUUAUUGAACCGCAUGUACUUCGUCUCCAAGACUCUAGCUGAGCAAGCUGCAUGGAAGUUUGCCAAAGAAAACAACAUUGAUUUCAUUACCAUUAUCCCAACUCUUGUGAUUGGUCCAUUUCUCAUGCCAUCCAUGCCACCAAGCCUCAUCACCGGACUUUCCCCACUCACUGGAAAUACAUCUCAUUAUUCGAUUAUAAAGCGGGGGCAGUUCGUUCACUUGGACGACCUCUGCCUCUCUCACAUAUACUUGUACGAGCACCCUAAAGCAGAGGGCCGCUACAUUUGUUCUUCCCAUGAUGCUACAAUUUACGACAUUGCAAAAUUGCUGAGAGAAAAAUACCCCGAGUACAAUAUUCCCACAAAGUUCGAUAACAUUGAGGAGAACUUGACGAACAUCCAUUUUUCUUCAAAGAAGUUGACGGACCAAGGGUUUGAGUUCAAAUACAGCUUGGAGAACAUGUUCGUAGGGGCUGUUGAUACCUGCAGAGCAAAGGGUUUGAUCCCUGAGAAACAUGAGGCUGACGACAACACCGUCGUCGAUGUCAAAGUCUCCGGUUAAGGAAAAAAUAUUGAUCCAUAGUUGAGGUUUACAUUUUGUGUCAUGGACUAGUGUCUGUUGGGUUCUUUUUUUGUUGGUGGCGUUUUUCUGGUUGGACUUGAUGUCUGCUGUUAAAAGGCUUCAAAUAAAAUUCUGUUGGGGUUGUGUAUGAGAAUGUGGCUAUGUAGAAAAGUUAAUCUGCAAUUAACUAUGAUCAAAUCUGGCUAUAUAUUAAUUAAAAAGUAUGCUACUCAUUAUCCAGAAUGAAAUUAUAUUGAGGAUAUUUUGUAUU